CUGGCUUAUCGCGCCGCGCCACUUCCCGCCUGCUAUAUGGGGCUUGGCUGAGGGGGACGGGCCUCAGCGCGCCGCAGUGUGGGAUUUGGUGUGAGUUGCAUGCCCUCCAGAAUCACAGAUGCGUUAUUUUUCCGCCUAAACACAACGUAAUGGUCUCCUUCUCUGUGUUGGCGGCUGUGGUGGUGAUGAGUGGAGUGGCGGAGCGGGCAGCGGGUGUUGACGCACCGUGUCUGGAGUACGCGGCGUGUUACAAAGAGGCAUACCUGCACCACAGCCACCUAGAGAUCCACCACUACGACCACGAUACACGCAGCGCUUCCUCCUGCCUCCCGGUAUGCCUGGAGUAUCGGCCGUCCACGCAAUUGGUCAUGGCCAAGAUUAUCGAGAUGAACGAGCGUCUGGUGUGCGGCUGCGGCGACAAGGAGGCGUUGGGGAGUGGCAGGGGCGCCACCGAGGACCUGGUCGGGUGCAAUCCAUGUCCUGACGGGGAAGAGAAAUGCGGCGGAGCGGUCACCGUCAGUAUUUACCGCGUGGAACAGAGCGGGAAGUGUCGGAAAGGCCUCCACCCUUACCCACUGAUCGCCACCACAGCCACAACCACCACAAUCACCACCACCACAACAACACCGGGACUGCACGAGGGCGAAUUAGUGAUAGAACCGUCAUCCAAAGUAGAGUUCUUGGGUUACGUGGAGGUGAGUUCGGACGAGCGGUCUGCACUACGGCUUCAUCUACUGCCCAGUGCCGGAGGUGAGGCUGAGCGUUGCCUGUCCAUCUGCAUGACGCAAGACUCACAGCAACACUACGGCUUCCUCAGGCCUUUUGGGGGUGUUGUCUUAUGUGGCUGUGGAACUCGCGACUUCUUCACUCGCCUGACCAACCCGCUGAAGAAGGACCCUACUGCCGACAAUCCCUUCGGCAACGCUGAUACCUUCGUCGUGUACAGGGCUGGAGCGGCGCCGUGUCCACUGCUGCAUCCCGGCCUGGCCCUGGUGGCGGCGGCGGCGGUGGUGAUGGGGACGAGGGCUUAUUGAUGCUGCGUCUUAGGUUAUGCAAGUCUUUUAAUCUCUCUCUUUUUUUCUUUUUUUUUUUACAGCAAGGGAAGCAGAUUAGGGGCAAAAAAAUGGAAACAAGAAAGACCUCUGAUAGUGAUAGUGUUGAUGAUCGUAGCGGUAGUAGUAGUUAUAGUAGUAAGAGUGGUAGAAGCAAUAGUGGCAGCAACAGAAAUAGUAGUAGUAGUAGUAGUAGUGCAGUAGUGGUGUUGGGAUGUUGAUGGAAAUUGUAGUUUUUGUGACAAUAAUGAAUAAGUUUUCUAAGACUAAAUACACUGAAAAGAUAGAGGAAAAA
Eriocheir sinensis (Chinese mitten crab) is the source of this 1347-nucleotide messenger RNA. RefSeq lists its product as uncharacterized. The transcript has 2 exons. Bases 150 to 1034 code for a protein of 294 amino acids. The record is from RefSeq and is a predicted model, not a curated record. NCBI's taxonomy places the organism in Eukaryota, Metazoa, Arthropoda, Malacostraca, Decapoda, Varunidae.